AUGUCGAUCACCAGGGCCCGAGCUCGAAAGAGGAUCAACACCCUCACAAUCUGCGAACAGUGGGCUGCGAAUGAGCUGGCUGCUAGCGCAGUAGAGGUUGACGUUCUUCGGCUCCUUGAUCAUGGAGAACUGACGCCAGAAGAACCCCAGCUUGAGGAAACAGCAAGAAACAUAUACGCGCCUGCGCCGGAUGCCAGGUUCCCGUAUAAUGAAUCUCACCUGUUGGUACGAGCGAAAGACAGAUCCAACGAAGGGCGCAGAAAACAUGUGUCAUGGGCAACGUUAAUCACGUUGGAUCGCCUUGGACUACGUCAGCAUCAUCCAAAUAACACAAUCGAGCAUCACAGAUUCGCAGGCAAGCCCUUCAGCAAGAUCGACCGCCAACAGUGGAUGGCAUCUUCCAGGAAAAUUGGUCAUGGCAAGGGGGACCGUUUUACCCCUUGUCAUGGCGAAGCUGCCCAACAUGCCAAUAUUGAGAUGGCGGGAGGGAGCCGACCAAACUCGGAGCAGCCGAUCUUGCUGCCGUCCCUCUCUGAUGAGGACGGCGAGGCGUAUCCGUUGAUCGUUGGGAUGCUCAGUUCUUCUGACGCAACUCGUUGUCCUGCUGCCGGGCACCGCAGACCGCCAAUACCUGCCAUACCUAUGGUACAGAGACCUCCGCCUUCAAUAGAUCCGCGACAACGCAUUUUCGUUCGCCUCCUCGGUUCUCUCCUCACACGAACCCAGUACAUCGUGAUCGACCUCACGAUCCCUUGUAUCAUCCUGCGUAUCUUCAAUAAGGACGACCAGGACUUCUUCCCGAUGGAUUUGUCGUACGUGCUCGCAAGGACUUCGUCCAGAGAGGAUCAUUGGGUACCACAAGACUUUGACCCUAUCGCCUGCAUUGAUGCAUCACCACGCAAGAUCAACUACGUUCUCAUCUACCCCACUGCGUCUAACGUCCUCGCCAGUGCAUCCAGCGAACACGCAGUUAAGCUUUGGGAUCUUGCUGAUACCGAUCGCCCACGCUCUGUUCUCACCGGACACAACGAUACAAUUCAGUGUCUCACCUUCAAUUCCACCGGCACACUCAUGGCGAUUCUAUUCGAUCCUCGUGCUGGUGGCGAAGCUGUUCACAUCACUGAGAUAUUAAGGGCACUCAUGCCGUAUAGAUGUAGUCUCGAAAUGUGA
Suillus subalutaceus is the source of this 1170-nucleotide messenger RNA. RefSeq lists its product as uncharacterized. Bases 1 to 1170 code for a protein of 389 amino acids. Gene Ontology annotation, molecular function: protein binding. The record is from RefSeq and is a predicted model, not a curated record. Lineage: Eukaryota; Fungi; Basidiomycota; Agaricomycetes; Boletales; Suillaceae. The transcript is spliced from 8 exons.